CUAGGACUUCUGUGACGUCCACAAGACAGGGAGGGCAAGGCGGACAGAGAGCGAGGAGAGAGGAGAGAAGAGAGGAGAGAAGGUCUCGGACAAGAGAGACAAGCAGAGUAAGAAGGACAAGUGAGAGCCCAGAGGGUCUGGGUAAAGGUGACGAGGGUGAAGAGCGCUGAACUUUCCCCUAUCAAAAACACAACACAACACAAGAGAGAAAAGAGAAGAGAAGGGGGAUCUGAACUCCCAGCACAGCACGCCGCAUCCAGGAUGUUUAAGAAGAAGGAUAGUACGACCAAAAGCCCGUCCAAGGGCGACAGCAGCACGCUGAAAAGCACCAAGUCCAAGUCUGGUAUCAGCAACUUGGCGUUGCUGGUGGCGCGCAUGCAGAAGAAUGCAGACCAGGUGGAAAAAGACGUGCUGCGGGCCGAAGAGCUCAUGGUCCUGGACAAUGAAAACAAAAACAAGGAGUUGCCCUUUAAGCACCAGAAGGAGGUGGCAGACUGCCUGGGCCAGGCGGAGGGGCUCCUGAAAGACCUCUUCCUGGACGUGGACAAGGCCAAGAAGAUGAACCAUCCACAGACAUCAGAGAUCGAGAACGAUGUGAGCCACCUGCAUGACCGCUGGUUGAAAGACUGUGCCAUCCAUCGUGACGUCUACGACCCCGUUGACGACGUGGAGCUGCUACCCAGGAUCCACUGGGCACAGGUGCUCAACGAGAAACAAAAACAGGUGAAUAACGAGGUGUUUGGACCGUCUCUGGCCGACGUGGAGAAACAGAUCGCAUCCCAUAAUAUUCUACACAAGGAGAUUGAGACCUACAACUCCCAGAUGAGCCCCGGGACCACCAGCUCUAAGGAGGAGUACGCUGAUAUCAAGAAGCAGUACACCAAUCUGUUGGACAACUCCAAGUGGCGUCGGCACUACCUGAGCAGCCUGUACGACUACAUGCACGGCUGCAAGAAGGAGAUGAAGUACCUGAACGAGGAGCAGGCCAAGAUCCUCAAGCAGGACUGGAGCGACCGCAUGGUGGACCCGCCCGACGUACGCAGGGAGUACGAGAACUUCAAGAACAACAGUCUGCUGUCCCACGAGGCGGAGGUGAACAGACUGCAGGAUGACGGCGACCGACUGGUGGAGCUCAAGCACCCGGCUAGCAGCAUCGUAGAGACGCAGAGAGAUGAGCUGAGGAAUGAAUGGCAGAAAUUCCUGAACCUGUGCAUCUGUCAGGAAGUACAUUUGGACAACAUGGAGGAGUACAAAAAGUAUCAACUUGAUGCUGACACUCUGUCUGAGUCCCUGACCCGUCUCAGCUCCUCUCUGGACCCCAAAGCUCUCAGCAGCAUGAGCAACCCGGAAAUCCUGCUCCAGCUUCAGGCGGAGGAGAAGGCGGUGCAGCGUAGCGAGGCCAAGCUAGCGGACCUGAGGAAGAGAAGCACCACCAUCGCCCCCCUCAAGCUGCGCCGCAGCCCCCCCACCCGCGCCAAGGACAUCGAGUCGCUGUGUGACUGGACCACGCCCAAGGCGUCGCUGACACGCGGGAAUGUCUUCACUCUGAAGUCCAACUCCGACAAUGAGAACUGGGAGGUGGUGGGCAGCGACGGCAUCGCCAAAAGCUUCCCUGGAGUGUGUUUCCUAAUCCCCCCACCCGACACUGAGGCCAUUGACAAAGUGGACCUGCUUGGGGGUGAGCUGGCCGAUUUGAAGAAGAGAAGAGCGGCCCUCGAGGCCUCCCUGAAGAGCCGGCCAACUGAGGUCUCCAAGGCCAGCCAAGCAGCUCCUGUUUCUGCCGCCCCUGAGAACCCCAAAGCGCUGGAGCUGGCGGGCCGCCUGAGCGACCUGGAUAAGGACCUGGCCCAGGCGGAGGAGGACAUCCUGAGCCGCCUCCGGGCUCCACUGGACCGCACCGACUCCGCUAAGGACCUCGACAGCAGGCUGAAGGAACAGCAGAAAGCUGCUGAAGCCCUGGCGGCUCUGAACCAGCAGAAGGCGGCGGCCCAGAAGGAACUGGAACCGCUGCUGAGCCAGAACACCAACGGGCCGACCCUGUCCUCCCUGCCCGAGAAACUCAACUCGACCCAGAAUAAGCAGGACAGCCUGGCAGCCCUUGCUGACCUGUACACCAAGAAAGCUAAUGCCUCUCUGAAUCUGGAGAACCAAAUUAAGAAAGUGGACGGCAUCGUGUCUGGCCUGGAGCAGAAGCUGAGCGAGGACGGAGCCGUUCCAGACGCUCCCGACGCUAUUCCCACUCGCCUGCAGGAGGUCCAGGACCUCAACAAGGACGUGGCUAAAACUCAGCCCCAGAUGAAGAAGCUUAGUGAGGACCUGGAGGCCACGGAGAAGCUGUGCAGCUCGCUGCAGCAGGGCUACCAGGAGUACUGCCCCGACAUCGGACGACAGAGGUCAGAGGUCACCAAGCUUCAGGGACGCUACGCGCGCGUCGCCAACCAAGGACAAGAGAGGGAGAAACUGCUGCAAAGUGCUGCCCUCAAAAAUCAAGACUUCCAAAAUGUCAGCCAGUCUCUUGACUCCUUCCUGAACAACUUGCCAAACAACAACGUCAGCCCCAGUGACAGCCUGGCUGAAAUCAGCGCCAAACAGACUUCACAAGAGAGAGUGGUAGAGGACAUCAGGCGCAAAGGAGAUGAUGUCGACCGAGUCAUUGACCUCUCCACCGACCUUCAGGAUCUGCUCGAGGAGUAUGAGACUAAUGCAGACACCUUCAACGGCACCCUGGAGGACGCUGGCCCCACAGAAGCCAAAAAGCCCAACACCUCAUCUCUGGCAGAUGCAGUGCAGCAACAGGAGAAAGCUUUGGCGAACCGUUACGCUGAAACUGCUGCAGCGAACGACCAGCUGCUGAACCAACUUGGUCUGGCCAAAAACAUUGUGGGACGGAAUGAAGAGCAGGCAGCUGUCGUGUCCCAGCAGCAGGCGCAGCUGCAAAGCCAGCUGAAGUCGGCCGAAGAGGUUGACGGCUUGAAGAAGGAGCUGGAUGACGAGGUGUCCAGGAGAGACCAUGCGGAGACGGACCUCAAGACGUUCAAGGACAGACUGCUAUCAUUGAAGAGCCGCCGAGGCGUGGAGCGUAUCGAGGAGAAAGAGGUGCUCCAGUACUAUCGCGACCCCAAGAUGGAGAAAGACCUGGAGGAACUGGAGAAGACGGCUCACGAGGAAGCCCUCAAGCGCGCCGGCAUCCAGAGCGAGAUCGAUCUCACCGGCUCAAAGAUCACAAAAUUGACGACGGAUACCAAGGCGAUUGAGCCCAAGUUGGUCACCAGAGAAGUGACGAAAUACGAGCGAGAUCCCCAACUUGACAUUGAAGCAGACAAAGUCAACAGUGAGAUUAAAAAGCUGAAGGAUGAUUCUCGUGAAACUGACAAAGAGGUGUCCCAACUACAAACUGAGUUAACGAUCCUGGAACAGAAGAAGCCAAACAUUAAGCAAAGGGUGGUGCAGAGGGAAGUGGUGAGGGUGGAGAAGGACCCAGAGAUGCUGAAAGCUGUCAGAACAUUUGAAUCUGACAUAGCAGAUGAAGGUGAAAGAAGCAGAUCCAUCAACAAUGAGAUCUUCCAAAUCAGAAGUCAGAUCAACACAUUGGAGAGACUAAUUCCAACCCUGGAACCCAAGAUUGUGACGAAGGAGGUGAAGCAAGUCGAACAGGAUCCUGAAGCCUUGAAGGAGUCAGAACACCUAAAAUCACUUUUGGAUAAUGAGCAAAAAGAAUACACCAAUCUCCUUACCGAACUGUCUGGGCUUCAACUGCGGCUGGGACAGGUGAAGGAAUUGAAGCCGAAACUGGAGGUCAAAGAGGUUGUCAGUGAGAUCUUCAAGGUCUCACCACAAACAGAGGAGGAGAUGGCACGAUUGAAAAGGGAACGCCAGGAUUCCGUGAAGAAAAACAAAGAUCUUGAGUAUGAAAUAAGGCGAGUGAAGUCUGACAUAGAGGACCUGAAAACGCAGCCCCCUCAGGUCGAGUGGAAAGAAGUCACUCAAGAAGUCGUGAAAGAGGAACGGACACCUGAAGAUGUCAAAGAGCUUCAGAAGCUUGCGGACCAGCUGUCUGUUCUCCAAAACACAUACGACACCACUGAAAACCAGAUAAAGAUUCUGAAAAAAGACAGAGAUGAAAUCAAAGCAGAGAAGUCCAAGGUGGAAACGAAACUCCUGAACAAAGAGGUGGUGAAGUACAUUGAUGACCCACUGCUAGAGAAAGAGGCUGAUCGCCUGAGAAGAGACUAUCGUGAUGAGCAGCAGAAGCGUCGUGCAAUCGAAGAAAUGGUCUUUGAUCUACAGCAAAAAUACAUUGAAUUGGAAAGACAGAAACCUGAGGAAAAAGUGGUGGUUGAAGAGGUGGUGAAGGUCCAGAAGAACCCUCAGCAGCUCCUUGAACACGACAGACUUGGUAAGGACCUCGACACUCAGCUCAAGUCACGUAGGCAACUGGAGCUGGAGGUCAACCAGCUGAAAUCUAGAGUGGAGGAGAAGGAGAGGAAUGUCCGUGCGAGCGACGAACGUAAAAGAAAAAACCAAGUCGAAACAGAGCUCUCUGAAGUCAAAACUCGAAUCCGUAGUCUGGAAACAGCACCACCACCUGUGGAGGAGAGCAUCGUCAUGGAGGAGGUGAUGAAAGUGGAGAGGGAUCCCAAAUUGGAGAAACUGACCAGUGGUCUCCGCACAGACUUUGACCGAGAGAACAAUGAGAUCAUACGCCUUCAAAGAGAGAUAAGACACCUGAAUGCAAGGCUCGACGUCCUGAAACGGGAGAAGGCUGGCGAGAAGACGGUCUACAAAGAGGUGAUCCGCGUGGAGAAAGACCAAGCAGUAGAGUCGGAGAGGUCCCAUCUGAGAGACCAGGCACUCCAACAGAGAAACGCCAGACGAGACCUGGAGGACGAGAUCAAGAAGCUGAAGGAGAAGCUGAGCAGGCUGAGAAAUCGAAGCACCAGCACGUCCCAGGAAGAGACCAACCUGGUCCGCAACAGGGACUCCUUGCAAAAGGAGAAGGACAGACUGGAGCGCGAGUUGAGGACCUUGGAGUCAGAGAAACAGGACACCGCCAUCUCAUUCCAGCAGCAGACCAGACUGAUGAGCGACAGAAACCAAAUGAACAGGCAAAAGAGUAUUAAGAUGGAGACGGACGUUCAGCGUCUUGAGAGAGACAUCCUGGAUGAAAAAGACAAGAUCCACAAGCGUGAAAACACCGUCAGGGAGCUGCAAAACAGCCUGAAGAAAGAGGGAGACCAGAAGGAGUCGAGAACCAAGGAGACCAACCUCUCGACCAAAAUCACCAUUCUGGACCCAGACACGGGGAAAGACAUGUCGCCCUAUGACGCUUUCCUGAAAGGUAUGAUUGAUCGUAAACAGUACCUGCAACUGCAGGAGCUGGAGUGCGACUGGGAACAAGUGUCGACGAUGGGGCCAGACGGCGAGACCUCUGUGCUGCAAGAUCGCAAGAGCGGCAAACAGUACCCCAUCAAGGAGGCUCUGAAGGACGGCCGGGUGACCGAAGAGCAGCUGGACCAGUUCAAGAAAGGCAAGAUGCCCAUUUCGGAGUUCGCUCUGCUUGUCGCCGGGGAAACCAAACCAGCUCCAUCCAUCUCCUCGAUCCCAAGCUGGCGGUCGCGUAGCAGCACCAGUGAUACCGUCAUCGAGGGAGACUUCCCCAUCUCUGGCAUCUACGACAACAACACCGACUCCAGCCUGUCCAUCCGCGACGCCAUGAAGCACAGGAUGAUCGACACGAACACCGCUCAGAAGCUGCUGGAGGCGCAGGCCGCCACGGGGGGCAUCGUGGACAUCAACAACCGGGAGAGGUACUCCGUGCACAAGGCCGCGGAGCUCGGCCUGAUCGAAGCGAGCCAGCUGCAGCGGCUGCUCAACGCUCAAAAGGCCUACACCGGCGUGGAGGACCCCAUCACCAGAGAACGCCUGUCCAUCGGCGAGGCCGUCCAGAAGGGCUGGAUGCCCAAAGACACCGCCAUGCGCUACAUGGAGGCGCAGUUCCUCACGGGGGGACUGGUCAACCCCAACAGAACCGGACGCGUUGACGUCAUAGAGGCCGUGGGUUCUAAAAUGAUCGACAGCGCUAUGCUGCGGGAGCUGCAGGAGGAGGCUAACCACGCCAAGGAGCUCAUCGAUCCCAUCACGAAGGAGAAGAUCAACUACAAGCAGGCCUUGAACCGCAGCAAAGUAGAUCCCGCGUCGCGCCUCCCCAUGCUGCCUGCCACCUCCAAAAGCACCUCCCCCUCCUCCUCGCUGCCCUCGUACUACACACACCGGUCGUCUAUUCGUUAAUAUAGUUAGUUAAGAUAUGUUUACAGUCAGAUUGGAUGCUGGAGGACUGUCUGUGACUACUUUAGUUGUAAAUGUCAAGACACAAAUAUGUUCAUAUGAAAUAAAUAAAAUGAAUGUCUAUAUUGUCUCAGGAAAAGCGGGGGAUAUUUAUUCGGCUUGCUGAAAGGGGUCACAACCAGGGUUGCCAGAUGAGGCUGAGGAUUUCCAGCCCAAAAAAUGCUGAAAACCCGCCUGGAAGCACUAAAUCCCGCCCAAUUCUAUUGACUUCUAUGGGCAAAAUUGGGCGGGUUUUCCCGCAAAAUGCCAUUUUUACCCGCACAUGGCCAUCCUAAGCAGCCCAAUUGGGCGGGAAACAGCCUAUUCUGGCAACACUGGUCACAACUAUUAUUGCUGCUGAGAUGCGCGUUUACUCAUUUAUGAAGGAAAAAGUUUUAUUCGUAACUUACUGAUCAUUAUCCUUACUACGUCUGCCAGAUUUGGGAUGAUAUUGGGGACAUAUGGUGCAAUCAAGGUUUGGAUGUCAACACCUUCAUAUAUAUAAUUUAAAGGUUUUCACAGAUUUUGUUUUUGCUGUUAUUGCUUUGUUUGAUAUUGUAUGACAAAUAAAUGUAUUGAUUAAAAUGUGA
Molecule: messenger RNA, 6914 nt
Organism: Engraulis encrasicolus (European anchovy)
Lineage: Eukaryota; Metazoa; Chordata; Actinopteri; Clupeiformes; Engraulidae
Gene: evpla
Product: envoplakin a
Exons: 23
Coding region: 262-6288 (2008 amino acids)
Biological process (GO): wound healing; intermediate filament cytoskeleton organization
Cellular component (GO): membrane; cytoskeleton; intermediate filament
Molecular function (GO): cadherin binding; structural molecule activity
Source: RefSeq, a predicted model, not a curated record